ACCCAAAUGUAUUCUAUUUCACCUAAAACAUAACAGUUCUCCGGAUGAGUAGCUAUCUCAACCAUAUGGGAAAGGUGUGAAUUAUCAUAUUUAAUGUGGACGUUGGAAUGUAACCGGGGAUUAUUGCCUUGUUCAGUGCACUGAUGUGGAUCCUACCUGUUUCACACAGCCACCCUUGACGAACUGCUGCGGUUCCAGUAUCAAACCUCAAGAAGAACCUUCCUAGAUUCAACGGCUAUUCGUUCAUCGCGUUUGGAGAUACCAGUAACCGUGGUCGUUAUUCCAGAAAUCCAAUAGAAUUAACGUUUCAGCCGUCGCUCCAUCUCUGCAAUUUAGCCAAUACUACCUGGUGCUGCUAGUACAACGGACGGAAACGAGGACGAGAGGGGGAGACCACCUUGCGACCUGGAAAUCUUAUAAACACACUUUAUAGGGAUUUUGGAUUUCGCAACCAUUGACAACCUUUUGCACACCAAGUGUGUUAUUGUGUCUAUGUCCUUUUUGGGAUACAUAGUGGUCUCAUUGUCUUAUCUAUAGCAAGUGCCUUAUAACUGGUAGUAAUCCAGAAUUUGGGCACUAAUCCUACGACAGAGACUCAUUCAGUGAUUAACACAUAUAACAGCACAGGAUACCCCUAUCCCGAUUUCAUGAUGAGUCAAGGGGAUGUAUCAACUUGCUCUGCGCCUCAGAGGGUAUUCCAAGAGGCGGUGAAGAAAGGCAACACAAAAGAACUCCACUCGUUGCUCCAGAACAUGACAAACUGCGAAUUCAAUGUCAACUCCUUCGGGCCCGAAGGACAGACGGCGUUGCACCAGUCAGUCAUCGACGGGAAUCUCGAACUUGUAAAACUGCUUGUGAAAUUCGGGGCAGAUAUUCGAUUGGCGAACAGGGAAGGCUGGAGUGCCUUACACAUUGCCGCUUUUGGAGGACACCAAGACAUAGUCCUAUACCUCAUCACUAAGGCAAAGUACUCUUCUGGUGCACGGUGAUCUGCUACACUGCUGUCAGGUAAAAACACGGAAAUCCAGGCUCUUGUAAACUUGCGUUUCGAUCUAAACAUAAUCGUGCCAAAUUAUAGCAUAAAACACAACAAACUUCCCUUUCAUCAAAACCAAACGGGGGUCUCUCUGACUCGUGGAUCAAACACCACAUGGUUCUUGUAUCUGCUUCAGAAUAAAUCUUGGAAAAAAGAAACGCCAUUUUUGGUGGGUUGGUACUAAAGCUUUUUUCUUGAAUGUGUGUAAUAGAUCGGGACGUAUUAAAUAACUAAGCCGGUGUUUGGGUCCGGAGGCCGGAUAGCAGCCUAGUUUUAUGCGGCGAUAAACGUUCCACCUCUUGCGGCUGUUACCUUGAAACGCUUCUUUAUUGGGCUUUGUAUUGAAGUGUCGACCUGUAGCUACGCUGUUCAUUUGUAGGACCCUUUUAAAUUAUUUUAGAUAGUAUCCUACUAAAAGAUGCCACUUGAUGCUGUGGCUGCAUGCUGGAAUAUAUGAAAGGGAAGAAGAGGAGAACAUGGGGAAUGAAAGCCAUCCUCUAUUUGGCUAUUUUUUUAAUGAUAGGAUUUGAUCAAAUUUCAAAAUUGGCAUUACCUAUAUCAAAUUCGCUUUUCCAGAUAUUUAAUCAUUGUAACAACAAUUGACUUAAUGUUGUUAAGUACUGUACACAAUAGCUUUACUUUGUUUCUUUAUAAAAUAAAAUAAAAGUAGCUAAAUGCGCUCUGCCUUCAUCAAGCAGGCUGCUGGCUGGCAUCAAUGUCUUUUCAGGCCAGUGCGACCAGUGUCAAUGGUUAAUGUGUUAAUAAACCGCUGCUUUCGCUUUGUAUCAAAACGUCAGGAAAGUCGCAUUUGGAAUUCACUUUAUCUCCUUUCAGUAUUUUAAUGAACUUCACCCUGGUUUUCACUGUGAAUACAGACUGGGUUUAUUUAUGAAGGUACAUUCAGAAGAUGCAUUUUGAAUAUGUUGUGGUUCUUUUUUCAAAUCAAAUCUAUAAAGAAUAUUUAGGGUGAUUUAUAAAGCUGCUUCAGACUCUCAUACCUUAGUUUAAACUGUCCCGUGUGGAGAUUCCAUCGUGUCACAAUAAGCCUAAAUUUGUCUGUUAGAGAGACUCUUCGUUGUCCCUUAUGAGCUCAUGUUUAGUUUUCUUUACCAGCUACCUCGACUGUAAAGUAUUCGAAAUCAUUGGAAUCUUGCUCACACACAGAUUCCUGUAGCCUAUCCCCAGCCCUGUCUAUGCCUACAUAAUGCGCAUACCUACACAGACAUUCAAGUAGGCCUAUCAGAUAUUUUGGCAUUAGGCCCAAAUCAUAUGUUUUUCAAUCUACUGAUUUAAACUAGUGGACAACGUAAGGCAUUUAUUUAGCAAAGGAACACUGUUUUAUUCAUCAAACCCGUUUCUUUCUCAUUGUGACCCGGGACAAUUUAUUUUCCAAACUUCAAUCUGACAAGCAAAAUGUUUUUCUUUUUUUACCUUUCUGUAAAGGUAUGGUUGCAAACACAUUGCAUAUUUUUUAAACAGUUGAUCGCGUUAUAUUGUCGUUCUGUUUGAAGCGUCUAUCUAGUCACAUAAAUUGAAUUCUAUUGCAUGACUUAUAAAUGCAGGGAGUUUUAUUGCACAAAAAGCGGAGCCUUUUACGCCCCCUGGUGCCUGUCCGGGUAACUGCAGGAGCUGAGGCCUACAAAUAGUUACUACUGAGCAGGAGUAAUACACCUAUCAAUACUGUUAUAUUAUGACGACUUAUGUCAACAUGACUAUUGCAGGAUAUCAACAAAAACAUGUUUUAAAAAACUGCCUGCUACAUUUCGAAAGUCAUGGCACCCUAAUGUUUGUUUCAAUGCUGCUUGUAUGUUACUUUUGAUUUUCAUAUUUUAAUUUUUUAUUCAAUGGCCAGUGAAAGAUAAAAACCUAAUAACAUCACAGUCAUUUAAUGAGAAGCCCAUUGUGUGUGUGUGUCAGAGAGAGUGCACGUAUGUAUGUGCCUGUGUGCGUGCAUCUGACUAUUCUGUCCUGUGUGAGGUGUGUUUUCCUGGCCUUGAGUUGCUACCUGGGUCUGCCCUUCCCACAGUUAGAGAGACAAAAGACUUACCUUCCAUAUACCUGGAAAAACAAACUAAAGCGAUAGGAAGAAACAUCAAGGAAAAGAAUGGUAUUAGCGGAAACAAAUAUGCAUCGCUUGUCUUAAACUUGAUCUUUUUUUAUAUAUUUUUUUUAUAUAUUGCACUGAUGACUGUUGUUGAUGAAGUUGGCUUUUUUAUCAAGUCGACAUUACAUUUUUUUCUGAAUAGAAAAAAAAGAAACACAACAAAAUACUAUUGUAUAAAAAAAGCUCCAGGUUGUAUAGUCUUUUGUGUGUUAACUUUGUGAAACGUUGUGCUUUUGCAAAGGUUGUUUGUAUCUCUGUGAUCGGGUGUAUGUAUAUAUAUAUAUAUAUAUAUAUGAAUAUAUAUAAACGCUGAAAAUAUCUUGGAGCACUUUCUUUUCUGAAGUGCUGUCCUCCUGUUAUUAACAAAGGGGAAAAAUACAUUUGAUGGUAAGAUCAUUGCUACAAAAAAAAUUGCACGGUGUAUAUGGUUGUGUUACUCAACAGUGUCAUAACAUUUAUGGCCCGAGAGUGGACGACUGGAUAAGUGUAAAUGAAUGAGAUAAAGUGCUGAUAUUUUUUUUUGGGGACUGCAUUGUGCUUUUGAUUUGCUUUUUUUUGAGUGAAGCAAAAACUAAUGUAUGAGUUUCACGAGUGAUGCGGAUGUUCCAUCGUGUUGUUUUCUUUCGGGUUUUGUUUUGUGUCUUUAUUUUUUUUUUUUACGUUUGUUACACUGUGAUCAUGGUGAUUUGUGGUGAGGAAACGAGUGCUGUAAUGUUUGUGUACGUUUGUGUACAAGCCAGUAAAGAAAUCAUUAAACUCUU
Messenger RNA from Esox lucius (northern pike), 3901 nucleotides. RefSeq names its product NOTCH regulated ankyrin repeat protein a (gene nrarpa). Gene Ontology annotation, molecular function: phosphatase regulator activity; protein binding; enzyme inhibitor activity. Gene Ontology annotation, cellular component: cytoplasm. The transcript has a single exon. NCBI's taxonomy places the organism in Eukaryota, Metazoa, Chordata, Actinopteri, Esociformes, Esocidae. The record is from RefSeq and is a predicted model, not a curated record. The coding region runs from base 648 to 989 and encodes 113 amino acids.